This is a messenger RNA of Halichondria panicea, 1943 nucleotides long. Its product is annotated as mediator of RNA polymerase II transcription subunit 17-like. Gene Ontology annotation, biological process: regulation of transcription by RNA polymerase II. The transcript has 13 exons. Gene Ontology annotation, molecular function: transcription coregulator activity. Bases 48 to 1856 code for a protein of 602 amino acids. The record is from RefSeq and is a predicted model, not a curated record. Gene Ontology annotation, cellular component: mediator complex; core mediator complex. NCBI's taxonomy places the organism in Eukaryota, Metazoa, Porifera, Demospongiae, Suberitida, Halichondriidae.
CUCGGCCUGGGGACGAGGCUAGGGCUAGUGUGGUGCGAGACUGAGAAAUGGCUGCUCCUGAUGAGUUCAAGGUGUGUGUCGAAUCUCUCCACACCAACCAGAUUAGGGAGAUCAACUAUGAGGGAGAGGAGAUACUACAGGAGAAGACCACUGUGUCGCAGAAGUUGACGGAACUUGCUCAACGAGUGGAUUUCACCGAUUCUAUUGACAGGAAAGAAUUGGAACCUCCACCGAAAAAAAGUGCUCAAAAAUGGCCGUGGGAAUUGCCACAUUCAAAACUCAAACAAGCCCUCACUGAGAUUAGCGUACUCUCUGACGUCCUCCAAAUCAUCCAACACCACCGCCAGUAUAUAGCGCUUGAUCCAGUCCUCUCCAACCCCACAACCGCCCCCUCACCUGUACAACAGUACAUUGUUAAGAAAAAGUCACUGGAAAAAGCCGGUAAAAUUUUGCAGGCAGGGACAGCCACGCUCUCAAAGAGCUCUACUCGAGGAGAAGUGGAGUUCCACCAGGCCCUCUCCAAUAUGAGGAAGAGGUGGCGACUGAGACGAUUGCCCAGUGGUGUCAUAGUGGGAGACCUGGGCUAUCAUUCAGCUGGUUCGUACAAAAGACCUGUGUUCUUUGAGGUGCGUAAGAGAGAGGGUGGGGGUGUGGUCGAGGUGGUGGUCCCCCAGGAGCUGAGGGGGAAGAGUGAGAUUGCUGUGUUCUUGUCACCACAGCCUGUGGAAGAGCUUCCCGACCUGUCGUCCCUGUCACCCACCCACAUCGACCGUCACGCCCAUGAGCAGAGGAGGGGCCUACCAGAAUGGGAGGUGAAACUACUGGAGGCUCAGAACGUGCUCUUCAAUCAGGAGCUGUUCUCAAUAAUUGCUAAGGAGGCAUACAACCAAAAACCAACAGUGCAACACAAAGUGUCCUCAAACAAGAUCAAUGUUCUGCUGAGUCCCCAGUGCUGGUUGUCUGUUCUUCACGUCCACGAGUACGAUAAUGGCACCUCCCAACCCUCCCCCCUCCCACACACUCCACACUGGUCACUGGUGGUGGCUCUGAAGCAGCUACUCAGAGAAAAGCAACGCAAGGUGUCCACAUUGAGCAAGCCCCAACCUUCCACUGUUGGAUUCUCAGCCCAGACUAAGCUCAGCAGUGCUAGUGUGGUCCCCUGUAGGGAGGGAGACAUCAAAGGCAUUACCACUGAGAGUGGGGUUUUUAAACUGUUUUUGGACAAGGCACAACAUUCCUGCAAUGAGGAGCUUGUUCAUGGAUGGAUGUCUGAGCUGUGCUCUAGCUGUGAUGACCCUCUACUGAGGGUGACCUGGCUGCCUAGUCAAAGUCUCAUCAGAACAGAGUACACUCUCUCACUUGCCAGCCCCUCAGAACCAUCACAAAGAGGUGUUGUGAUAGUGACGCUGACGGUGGACAAAUUCACUUUGAAGAAACUUGAUGGCAAUGAGUUCCUAUACAACAUGGACAAGGAUCGCUUCAUGUGUGCCUUAAAGCAUCAGAUUCUGCUACACCAGGGCCAAGUGGCACGUUCAGUGGCUAGUGAUCUGAAGUGGGUGAUUCUACAGACAUUUGAUCGACCGCUCCUCUCUUCCUCUCUGCUCCAGACCAGCCACGACUAUCUGAUGGCCUGCAGUCUCUCUCUACAGUCACCAGACGCUCACAAGAAGCUUGAUGUCCUGUUCCAAUGGAGUGGUGUGUCUGUGAGUGUGACACACUUUGCUAGCAAUCCAGUGACUACAGCUGAGGCCAUUGACACUAUAGCUCCCAUCACUAGCACCUUGAACCUUGGCCCACAAUAUGGACAAACCUUUCAACAGAGAUUUAGUAAUCUACUCAACUCACUAACAAAUUAAUUAAUGAUUAUAAUUUAUGUUGUAUAAAUAAUUAUUUCCCCUCUAUAUUAUUUUCUAAGGAUUAUAAAUUAUACAUUGUACAGUAAA